UCAAUCAGCAACUCCAGGAUCCAUUUGCAAUCAUGACUGGGAAUGUACCAUCUUGGCUUUCACAAAUAGCCUAUAAAUUCCCUUUUCUUUUCCCUUUUGAGACACGGCAUUUGUUAUUUUAUGUAAAUUCAUUUGAUCGAGACAGAGCUUUGCAGCGUUUGUUUGAUACAUUUCCUUCUCUUAAAAAUAAUGGCAGAAUAUCUCCCAAGCUUGACAAAAGAAAGAAAACUGUUUCCAGAGAUAGCCUUUUAAAACAAGCAGAAAGCCUAUUUAAAGAUUUAGGAAACUCAAAAGCAAUGUUGGAAAUACAGUACAAAAAUGAAGUGGGAACUGGUCUUGGACCAACUUUAGAAUUCUAUGCAUUAAUUUCAAAGGAAUUACAAAGAGCUGAUCUUGAUAUGUGGCGCGGAGAAAAAGUUUUGGAAAAUCAAAGCAGUGUUAACUACAUCUACAAUCCUUUGGGUCUCUAUCCAGUGCCUCUUCCUCGAAAUACCAAAACACAGUUGCUCACAAGAAUAUGCGGCAAAUUUAAACUAUUAGGAAAUAUUUUUGCAAAAGCUUUAAUGGAUUCUAGAUUAUUGGACAUUCCUCUUAGUCUUGCAUUUUAUAAAUGGAUGUUAAAUGAGGAGUGUUACUUAACAGUUUCUGAUUUAAAAUAUGUAGAUGAAAACUUGUUGAAUAUUGUUACUAAACUUGAGCAUUUAGUUGUGAAGAAAAAGCACGUUGAAAAUGAUGAAGCACUCUCGGCAAUUGAUAAGAAGGUUGUUUUGGAAUCUUUAACCUAUGAUGGAUGCCCUUUAGAUGAUCUUAAUUUGGAUUUUACGCUCCCUGGUUAUGCACAUAUUGAAAUGAAGAAGAAUGGUAAAGACACAAUGGUUUCAAUUCAUAAUUUAGAGGAAUAUCUUAAACUUUUGAAACAUUGGAUUUUAUAUGAGGGAGUGCAGUUACAAAUGAAAGCCUUUAGAGAUGGAUUUGAAUCUGUAUUUCCUCUGAAUCACUUGAAAAUAUUUUACCCAGAUGAGUUAGAACUUUUGUUUUGUGGUACUGAUAAAAACCAGUGGGAUAUGGAAAGCUUAAUGGCAUGUUGUCGUUUAGACCAUGGAUAUGACAGUGAAAGUCAAGCAAUCAAGUUUUUGUUUGAAAUUUUGUGUAGUUACAAUGUGCAACAGCAACGACAGUUUCUUAAAUUUGUUACUGGAUCUCCUCGAUUGCCUGUUGGUGGUCUAAAAUCUUUGUGCCCACCUCUUACAAUUGUUCGCAAAACAUCAGAUGGUAGUGAUUCUGAUAGCUACUUACCAUCUGUGAUGACAUGUGUUAAUUAUUUAAAGCUUCCAGCUUAUUCUACUCGUGAAAUAAUGCGCACAAAGCUAGAACUUGCUAUAAGUGAAGGCCAGCAUUCUUUCCAUUUAUCUUAAAGGAAAAGCACAAUAAUGCUGUUUGCAGUUUUAUGAGUUUAAUUAAGUGGAAGUGAUUUAAGCUAGUGUGCAAGUUCUGUUUAUACAAAGAGUUAUUGUUGAUGAGUUCAAAAAUGUUUUUCUGCAAAUGUCAGGGAAGAAAGUGCACAUAUGGACUCUCAUCUAUUUGAGAUAAUAUCAAUGAAUUGAGCAUGUACUUGGAUUUAACUGUCUUAUUGCUCGUCUUUGGAGCAGAUUAACUUUUAUACAAAAUGUAUGCUCAACGAGCAUAUUACUUUACAGGUAUAUUUCUUCUUGUGAACAGUGUUUUGCAAAAUCAUUGGAAGUCAUGGUCAUAGUUCUUAGAAUUUUGUAAUUCUGUCUACUAGUUACCUUUGCUAUGAUCAGAUAACAUUUUUAUGUGUGAAUAUCAAGGUGCUCUUUGAAAUAAUGUAUGUUGUUGCCAAACGUUAAUUUUUGUACAAGUAUUAAUUUUGGCUUAAAUUUUGUCUUAUGUGUAAACUGUCCUCAAUAAUGUUUAAACUUUAACAACAGCUUAUGUGCAAAUAUGCUUUGUAUAUUUAUUUUUACAAAAUGAAAAAUUAAAUUUUAAUUCGUUUUCUUA
This is a messenger RNA of Stegodyphus dumicola, 2019 nucleotides long. RefSeq names its product E3 ubiquitin-protein ligase TRIP12 pseudogene. NCBI's taxonomy places the organism in Eukaryota, Metazoa, Arthropoda, Arachnida, Araneae, Eresidae. The record is from RefSeq and is a predicted model, not a curated record.